AUGUUGCAAUUCAAGAAAUCUUCAGCUAUUGAGACAUUGAUUAAAAAAAUAAAAUCCAAACCUGUUCAUAUUUUGAAUCAACCUUCUAUUAAUAAAAAUUUAACCAGAAAGUCAAGUGCAAUAUCAUUAGAAGUAAAAAAAGAAACUAUACUAUCUGAAACUUCACAAGAAACUAAAGAUCCUUUGGAAUUCUAUAAGAGAACACAAAAAGAGAUUAAAAAAGUUAGAGCGAAUACACGUGCUGAUAUUUCUAAAGUAUCAACUUCUAAUUUAAAAGUAUAG
Ambispora leptoticha is the source of this 282-nucleotide messenger RNA. The record is from the annotation of a GenBank genome assembly. NCBI's taxonomy places the organism in Eukaryota, Fungi, Glomeromycota, Glomeromycetes, Archaeosporales, Ambisporaceae.